Dunckerocampus dactyliophorus (ringed pipefish) is the source of this 1889-nucleotide messenger RNA. It is a transcript of the gene chm, whose product is annotated as CHM Rab escort protein. Lineage: Eukaryota; Metazoa; Chordata; Actinopteri; Syngnathiformes; Syngnathidae. The record is from RefSeq and is a predicted model, not a curated record. Gene Ontology annotation, molecular function: GDP-dissociation inhibitor activity. The transcript is spliced from 16 exons. Gene Ontology annotation, biological process: vesicle-mediated transport; protein geranylgeranylation; intracellular protein transport. Gene Ontology annotation, cellular component: cytosol; nucleus; Rab-protein geranylgeranyltransferase complex. The coding region runs from base 45 to 1793 and encodes 582 amino acids.
GCCCCGCGACGAGCACUCGGUGUGGGUCACGCGCCUGAACCAAGAUGGCAGCCGAGGAUCUUCCGUCUGAGUUUGACGUCGUCAUUCUGGGAACAGGUCUCACUGAGUCAGUGGUGGCAGCAGCCUGUUCUCGAGUGGGACAAAGAGUUCUUCACCUGGACACGAGAAGUUAUUACGCUGCCAAGUGGGCCAGCUUCACUUUUAACACGUUGCUGACUUGGAUCAAACAACAUCAGGAGCAGUCUCAGGGUGAUGAGGUCCAGGAUUGGUCUGGUCUCUUGGCAGAAGGGGAGGAGCCAAUCUAUGUGUCAAACACAGACUCUGCCUCUGUCUCGAACCUGCAAGUGUUCUGUUUUACAAGUGAGGACCAAGAAGAUGAUGAUGAAGAGAAGAGCAUAGAAGAAGAAUCAUGUGUAGAGUCAGAGCCAAAGGAGAAACAGCAGCAAACAGAAGAAGAGGAGGCUGUCCACACAGAAAAGGAGUCAGAUCUGCCACGCCCCCAGGAUGUUGCCAGCCAAUCGGAGCCAAACAGGAAGAUCACCUUCGCUCAGCUGGUGAAAGAAGGACGAAGGUUCAACAUCGACCUGGUCUCCAAGUUGAUGUAUGCGCGAGGCUCAUUGGUUGAUCUGCUCAUCAAAUCAAACGUCAGUCGCUAUGCAGAGUUCAAGAACAUUACCAGGAUCCUCACCUAUCGCCAUGGCAAUGUGGAACAGGUACCGUGCAGCCGUGCCGACGUGUUUGCUAGUCGUCAGCUAUCGGUGGUUGAGAAGAGGAAGUUGAUGCGUUUCCUGACUUCCUGUAUGGAGGAGACAGAGGAGCACAAGGCUUCCAGCGCACAGACAUAUUUGGAGUUCCUCCGUGACCAGCAGCUCAGCGACAACCUGCAACACUUCCUGCUCCAUUCCAUCGCCAUGGUAACCGAGGACACACCCACCGAAGUCGGCUUGACCUCCACGCGCCACUUCCUUCGGUGCCUAGGUCGCUAUGGUAACACACCCUUCCUGUUUCCGGUGUACGGCCUGGGGGAGAUCCCGCAGUGUUUUUGUCGGAUGUGUGCCGUGUUUGGAGGCGUCUACUGCCUGAGACAUCCCGUCAGCUGCCUUCUGCUCGACAAGACCACCAACAGAUGCAAAGCAGUGAUCGACAGCCGUGGACAGCGAAUCACUGGCAGCCAUUUUGUGCUUGAAGACAGCUACUUGUCCCCAGACUUUAAGAUGAUGGCCACACCCACCAGGUGUAUCUCCAGAGCUGUGCUGAUUACAGACUGCUCUAUUCUGCCCAGCGACUCUGAGCAGCAGCAGGUCUCUGUUGUAACGGUCCCUCCAAUGGAGGUGGGGUAUCCCGCGGUCAGGAUGGUGGAGCUUUGUCCGUCCACCAUGACGUGCAUGCCAGGAACAUAUUUGGUUCACCUCACCUGUCAAUCACUUGGCUCCGCCUAUGAGGAUUUGUCUCCUGUAGUUAAAAGGAUGUUCCGCACACCAGAGUCACAUGACCAAGCGGAACGUCCGUCUGUCCUCUGGUGUCUCUACUUCAACAUGGAGGAUGGCUCAGGUGUGGAGGUCCAAGGUCAGCAUGUGCCCUCUAACGUGUACCUGUGUUCAGGACCAGAUGGCGCUCUAGGUCACGAGCACGCCAUUCGACAGGCCGAGUCGAUCUUCCACAAAAUUGUUCCAGAGGAAGACUUCUGUCCGCCUGCUCCAAACCCUGAGGACAUCAUCUACGAUGGCGACAACGCCACCACAGACCAGGAGGGGGAGGGGGGAGAUGAGGAGCAGAAGAUUCAUGAGGAGUGAAAAAAAGUAUCAAGUUAAACCCUCCUCCAGUGCAUUAUGGGUAAAAUUGCCUUCAUUUUUUUAAAUUUAAGUUUAUUAAAAUCAAUAAAAGCUUCA